AUGUCCUAUUUGCUAGAAGGCCCCUUGAUGAGUUUUUCUGCAGUAUUUGUAACAUCAAUUGGAGUGAUUUGUUCCGUUUUCACAAUUUUCAUGAACAUCUACUUUAUUAAACAAAUCGGAAGAACCCGUCAGAAAAUGAUUCUCUUUUUCUACCGUCUCUUUCUUGACUUGGCAUAUAGUGUUCUGGCAUGCGCUUAUAUGACAUUCUGCAUUUUGUAUUCAUUUUUUACUGAGGAGCUCCGUGAGCAACAAUUUUUUAUCAUUUACAUCGGAUUUCCACUUCAAACAGCUGGUGCUAUGAGAAUGAUCGUUGCACUUGCCAUUCACACUCCGAUCAUGUACCACAAAUAUCGGGACUUAUGCCCUUCUGUUAUAAUCCUAAUAUUGGCUAUUGGAUUGGGAAUGUUUGAAAACCUUGUUUUGUUCCUAUUUUGUUCUUUGAAUAAUUUCGCAAUGCCACGAAACUGUGGUGUUUUGCGAUGCGCAAUUGAUUCGUGUUUUUUUGAUUUCUGGACAACGGAUCGAUCAGUAGUGUUUGCUCUUAACUUUGCAUUUUCCGGUUUACUUUCUACAAAACUGUUAAUUUUCCAUAAAUCACAUAGACAGAAUACAGGUGGAGUGCAAUCAAAGGUGAAUAAUCUAGCUAUGAUUGAUGCUGCCAACGUAUUCCUGGGUGAUUUUUUUCCGACCUCAAUUUCCAAUUAUAUAGCUCAAUUUGCGUUUUCCAGCUUUAAGAACAUUGGACCAUAUAUGUUUAUUAUAAAACUAAUUGGAAACGCAGUGGAGUCAAUUUUCAUAUUGAAGAUUUUGAAGAAAAAAAGCGCCCGUGCAAGUAUUGUGGUUGCAAGUCGGACCCUUCAAAAUUAA
This is a messenger RNA of Caenorhabditis elegans, 867 nucleotides long. RefSeq names its product Serpentine Receptor, class BC (Class B-like) (gene srbc-9). Bases 1 to 867 code for a protein of 288 amino acids. NCBI's taxonomy places the organism in Eukaryota, Metazoa, Nematoda, Chromadorea, Rhabditida, Rhabditidae. The transcript has 6 exons. The record is from RefSeq and is marked reviewed.